Messenger RNA from Trichophyton benhamiae CBS 112371, 924 nucleotides. RefSeq lists its product as uncharacterized. Bases 1 to 924 code for a protein of 307 amino acids. NCBI's taxonomy places the organism in Eukaryota, Fungi, Ascomycota, Eurotiomycetes, Onygenales, Arthrodermataceae. Gene Ontology annotation, cellular component: mitochondrion. The transcript has 3 exons. The record is from RefSeq and is a predicted model, not a curated record.
AUGAAUUCCUCCAUACCACGGGCACUCUCCUCCACCCUUGCCCUCCGCCCUUCCUCCCGCUCAGUGGUCUUCCAAUGGCCCUCGAAAUGCGCCGCACGAUCGUUCUCACAGUCCAGCUUAAGAGCUGGAAUGACCGCUCCUAAAGUCAUGGCCCCAAAACCUCCAGCGCAAAUGAGCAUGAAGAACCGUCUGCAGGAGACCAUGAGGGGGAUUAAUAAGGAGAUGGUGCCAGAUGAUAUCGGAAUACUGCCCGGUACAUUUAUUCGGCCAGUAUGGCAGAACCUCCCCUCGUGGUUUUCGGACCCAAAGACAAGAUUGCAUAUGGAGUGGAUGCACUGGAAGAUGAAAUUUUUGAACUUCAUGAGAGAACGGAAGAAGAUGGCAAUCGAGCUUCACAAGCGCAUGUAUAACCAUUUUGCCAGUGGUAAUCUCGGUGCUCUGCAAACCUACUGCUGCCUUGGCAUCUUCGAAUCGUUCUUUAAGCGCGUUGUCCGACGACCUGCUAGCUCUCCCGAACUUAUUUGGAAACUACAUAAAUACCUCAAAUUCCCCCAUUCCAUGACCAUAACCGGUGCUCGUGUGGUGUCAGAUCGUGCCGCAGCUCUACCCAAUGCAACAGGCAUGGGAAUCAGACAAGUUGUUGUACGAAUACAAAGCCGGCAGUCUCUCAUCACCCCACCUGCGCCUAUAGCCCGCCUAAGUGAGAAACAGAUCCAAGAUAUUGAAAAACAACAGCAGGAAAAGCAAAAGGACUGCACUGAGUACAUUGUUCUUCAGAGGUUUAUGUUGGGGGGUAAAGAUGGGGAAUGGAAGGUCUGGGGCUUAGCGGAUGAGACAACUACAGAGGACCUACGGACAAACCCGAUGUUUAUGAAGGGGAUAACGAUGAAAGACCGACUUGAAAUGAUGGCGGCUAGCAGAUAA